Saitoella complicata NRRL Y-17804 is the source of this 2487-nucleotide messenger RNA. RefSeq lists its product as uncharacterized. NCBI's taxonomy places the organism in Eukaryota, Fungi, Ascomycota, Saitoellomycetes, Saitoellales, Saitoellaceae. The transcript is spliced from 2 exons. The record is from RefSeq and is a predicted model, not a curated record. Bases 1 to 2487 code for a protein of 828 amino acids.
AUGCUCGCUGCUGCUCUCGCUCUCGCGGCUGGUCUCUUCGGAGCCUCCGUCAGCGCUGCUCCCUUCAACGCUACCGUCUACGCAAAUGGUACUGUCGUCGCUGCCAACGGCACUAUUCUCAGCAACGGUACCAUCACCAACGGUACCCUCAACAAUGCUACCACCCUUCCCGCUGCUCCCUACGCCAACGUCUCCGCUCCCAACGGUGGUGCCGUCGCUCCCGCUCAGACGGGCUUGACCACCACAUACCAGUCCUUGACCACACUCACCGAGACCUACGUUAUCGGUGGUGAGCAGACUUUGACUACUACCACCAUCUACCCCACUGUCCUCGUCGAGGCUUCCCGCUACUCUGAGGGCGAGCCGGUUACGUCUUACGGUGGUGUCGAGACUACGACCAUCACUAUCACCCUCCCCGCCGCUGGUACCUACGAUGUCGUUGGUGAGCCCGUCACUGUCACUGCUCCUACAACCCUGACCCAGGAGUACCCCUGCCCCACCCAGUACGUCUACCCCUGGGCCGCCGCCCCGACUGGUCCCGUCACCGUGACUGUCUACAAGACUGUCAUCGUCGGCGCCUUCCCCUCCGUCGCUGUCUGGACUGAGACUUGGGCUCCGGUCCCCACGACGUGGACUACGGAGUAUGUCGCUCCCACCACUGUGACCUCGUACGUGCCUGCUCCCACGACGAUCAUCAUUAACAACGAUAUUACCAUCGAUGUUACGAUCGCCCCUACGUUCAUUACCUACGAGACCACCGCUACUGUCACCAGCACGGUGACUUCGACUGCGACGUCGACUGUCUCCGCUAUUACCACUGAGACCGUCACUACCUCCGCUGCUGCGUCCGCAACUCCGUUGACGUUGUAUGCCGACAACGCCGGUACCUUGAUCCUCGCCGAAGAUGGUACCUUGGUUUUCGAGAACAACACCGCUCCUACUGUGUUUGGACUCAACGCCAAUACGGGUGCUUUGACGAUCUUCUCUACCGGCGAGACCGUCGCGACAACCAAUGACGACAACUCUGCUUUCACUACUACCACCGCGCUCGCUCGUCGCUCCCUUAACCUCUUGGCUAAACGUCAGUCUGGGUUGAUCGCUGGUUUCUGGAGGUUGAUUGGUACGAUUCUCAACUUCGCUAUCAACGGCGAGACCCAGGUUUUGGCUGCCUGUCCCGCGUCUAGGGCUUCCAGGUUCUCCUUGAGGCAUUUCGGACGUGGACGCCGUCUUGCUACGGGAUGUUUCGUGGUUACUUUGACUACUGUUCCCCCUACUGCUGAGACUACCACCUCUUCCGCUGUCUCCUCUACCACCGCUUCCGGUGUUGGUGCUUCCUCUACUGGUGUCACCUCCACCUCUGCGUUCCCCAACAACGGAACUGCUUCUUCUACUCCUGCUACUGGUGCUGGUGCACUCCCUACCUCUACCGGAGUUACCAACAUCAACGGCACUACCAUUAACCCCGGUGGUCCCAUCGAGUCUAUUACUUCUGCUCUUGGUAACGGCACCGCUGCUCCCACUUCCGUCCCGGGAUCUGCGAACAACGGUACUGGUAUCCUUUCUUCUAUCAGCUCCGUCAUUGCCUCCGUCAUUGCGUCCGCUACCUCCGCUCUUGGUAACGGCACCGCUGCUCCCACUUCCGUCCCGGGAUCUGCGAACAACGGUACUGGUAUCCUUUCCUCUAUCAGCUCCGUCAUUGCGUCCGCUACCUCCGCUCUUGGUAACAGCACCGCUGCCCCCACUGGUACUCCCUCCGCUUCCAACGGCACUUCCCCCGCUGCUACCGCUUCCCCCAUCGCCUCCCCAUUCACUUUGGCCGCUGACGGCGCUGGUGUGUUGACCCUGGUUGGUGGUGUCUUGACGUUCGAGAACACCUCUUCCCCCUCCACUUUCACCAUCAACGACGAUGGUGCCCUCGUUUCCGACGGUAACAUCAUCUCUACCGCCGACGCUGAUGGCUCUCCCUUCGUUGCCGCUUCCGGUAUUUCGCGUCGUCAACUCGCGCCGAGUGGGUUGUGGAGGUUGUUGGCUGGUGUCCUUGAGUUCUUCUUGAACCAGGAGAGGCAGGUUUUGGCGGCUUGUAACACGGGUGGUGUGGUUACCCUCAACCACUUUUCUGAUGCUUCCUUGGUGGGUAACUGUUUCACUGUUUCUCUUCAGCCUGCCCCUGCUUCUGAGGAGGCUUCUUCCUCUUCUUCUUCCUCUGAGGUCGCUGCUCCUACCGGUACCAACAGCACAUCUGCUGCCACUCCCGCCGAGGCUACUCAGACGAGCUUGCCCGUUGAGUCCAGCAGUGCCAACUCUACCACCGCUGCCCCUACCGCGGAGUCUACUGCUUCUGGCGUUACCAUUCUCCCCAUCUCCACCUCCUCUGAGGCUUCUUCUUCCGCCACUUCAGUUGCGUCCCCCUCCGCCGGUUUCCUCAACAGCACCAUUGCCAGCCCUACCGGCGUGCAGAGGAGGGCUUACCGCUACGCUCGUAUCUAA